AUGGUCUGUAGACUUUUGUGGCUUUGGAUAAUAUUAAUCGCACCGUGUAUCGAAGGAGGCGAACGAAAUGUACAGCAUUUCGUGAAGAUAGAUGUGGCAAAGAUUAACGUUAAGAACACGACAGAUACGGUUGGGAACGUUAGUUCAACAACACUUACCAAUGACCCAGUUACGGAGACAUCUACCAAAUCCUCUACGAGCGAAGGUACUACAACCAGUGUAUCUUCUACGACAAUCAGCAAGACUACUGCAACGGAAGCAACUGUUACUGCGGAAAGUACCACUGCAACUAGUACUACCGCAGCAACGCCUACUAUGGAUCCGACAGAUGAGUCGUACCCAUUGUUGCAAGCAGGCCGUGCUGCAAAGUUGGUUCCGAAAGGAUACUACUGCCGUUGUGACCUAACGAUUAACGUGUGUGACGUAAACUGUUGCUGUGAUAUUGAUUGUAAUGCGGCCAUCUUACGCACGUAUAAUUGCGAUCAGGAGCAACUACACACGGACGAGUACCAUCAUGGCGAAGGAUUACAAUCCUGCCGGGUGCAAGGUGGAUUGUUUUGUCUCGUUGAGCCCAUCUACGAGGAAGGAGAUGACAGUUACUACAACCCAGGACGACUUCCAUCUGUGACCCGGUACAAAUGGGCGGAAGUGUUUUCGUUAGACAAUCCCGCAUCAUCGGAAGAUAUCCGGUUCGAUUACUACCGUGUAGAUGACGUCAUGUACGUCUACAACGAAACAAGCGAAUUGGUGCAAUUGUUUGCGCUUCCAACCACACUCACCGGUACGGUGUGCCAUAUCCAACAACCUGUACGCUUCCUGCAAGAACGCACCAACCUUUGCCAACGAACGGUGGAUGAGUUGGGCGAGUUCAAUCGAGCCAUUCUUCGGCAAGCAUCCUCAUCGGUGCGGUUCUUUCGUACACCCAAAAAGUCCACCGUCAUGGAGCACUACUGUGUGGAGGAUGGUGAUUGUCUGAAUGCUACUGUUUCCAUUUGCUAUUACACUGCUGGACAUGGUUGGAACUGUACGCUGGGUGCUAAUAUGACUGAUGGGACUGUCUCUGUGGAGGAAACUAUCGACGAAGAUCCUGGCACGAUUUGCCGAGAGCUUGAGAUAUUAUUUACCCACAACUAUACAAACCUUCAGCAGGUUAAUAUCAAGCUCCUGUGCACACCUGCUUAUCCGGACCGAAACGUGGACUGGAUGGAAACCGUGUGGCAACGUAUCAACGUUAAGUUUAUCGUCCCCUCGGCUCCUUCGAAAGUGAAUUUAACACGCACUAUCAGUGGUAAUAUAGGCUAUCUCAUCGGGAAACCAUUGAUUGUGUCCCAUUUGGAGCUUGGUGCAAAUGGAACCAUUCCGUCGGAGGAAGCUCCUACGGAGAAUCCCCCAAAGCGAAUGCUAGCUUACUUUACUAACGGAACACGCUUACCGGACGCUUCCUUUCGUUUACGCAUCCCAAUCAGUCGUAGGAAUCGGUGCGUUUUGACCGAAAAGUACCACCAAACGAUCGACUUUGGAACGGAUGUGUUUCACCGGUGUAACUACAUUCCGCCCGACGUUACAAACCAAACGACCGAGAGCGUUCAUAAUUAUACCAAAUUUUGCCAGGAUCUUCAGACGGCAUUGUACGCACAGCUGCUUCACGACAUUUAUCCGGACAUUUCUUCGACGCGUGGAGCUCGAUACGAUAAAUUUAAUCUUUACGUUUCAAAGUAUGGUAACCCGAUCAAUCGUACCAACGAAUGGGUGCGGGUGCGUUCCACUAACUUCAUCCUCGAAGCGGAACCCGGUUCCGAAUCGUCACCCAAUACUGACACCACCGACAGUUACUUCACCUGCAGCAAUAUGCUCAUCAAUGUGGGCUAUCGGUACUAUUACGCCCGAACACGCGUCCGUGACGUCCGGCAUCAGGCGACCAUUCAUGAUGCCGAGAUCGUGUUUGGACCGCGCGUUAAUCUACGCUUCCGGUUGGAUGAAGAGAUCCGGGUGCCGAUCUUUAUACAGGUUCAGUUUUUCGACUUAACGUCAUCUUCGGUAGCGGUGACGGGGCUUAGAGUGCUUGUGGUGUUAACGUUCUUAAUACAAUGGAGUACUUCCAAGGGAUAUUUGUGA
Molecule: messenger RNA, 2115 nt
Organism: Anopheles moucheti
Lineage: Eukaryota; Metazoa; Arthropoda; Insecta; Diptera; Culicidae
Product: tectonic
Exons: 4
Coding region: 1-2115 (704 amino acids)
Biological process (GO): cilium assembly
Cellular component (GO): ciliary transition zone
Source: RefSeq, a predicted model, not a curated record